AUGAGAUGGGAGUGCGGAAAAGUAUCUGAAAUAGUUGAAAAAGACGAUGGCACAAAGAAAUACAAGGUCAUUUUCGAGGACAAAGGGAAGGUAUUGGUAUCCGGACAUCACAUCGCCUAUGACGGAGUCCCAAAACUGUCGUCCCUGACUCCAUGCGUACGUGUGGUGGCCAAAUGUAAAACUGGAAACACGUUUUACUCUCCAGGGAUCUUGGCUGAGCUCCCAUCGAGGAAAAAUCACAUGAGGUUUCUCAUUUUUUUUGAUGACCACCAAUGUCUUUAUGUUGCCUUACCUGUUAUCCGCUUAGUCUACAAUCCAUUGCCUGAACCUCUGGAUGACAUUUGGAACAAAGAGCACAAAAUAUUCAUGAAUAAAUAUGUAGAACGGAUGCCCUACCCUCCUCGGACUGAGCCGCGAUUGGGUCAAGUUGUUAAAGUGCAAAACAACGGAGAACUCAAAUCCUGCACCGUGGUGCGGUUGGACUGCAGCCUCAUCGAGAUUGAGUAUCAUGGCGAAGAUCGUGCAAUGGAAGCCAAUGAUCUGGAAUGCGAUGAGCUGGAGGUGACCAGAGAGGAGCUGGUGAAGAUGAUUCAGGACCGGGUGAACUGCAGGCUGCUCCAAACACCUGCAAUCUUAGCCAAACAGAGUACGCUGAUCACUCUGUGGAACGAGAAGGAGAAACUCUACACUGAUCUUUAUAAACUAUUUGAGGAAGUUUCAAAAUGUGAAGGUACUAUCCGACAGCUGUAUAAAAAGUUAGGAUGGCAAUAUAAAGACUUACAAGAUGGCAAUGACUGUGCAUCAAAUUGUGGAUCUUCGUGUGAACAGACUGACGAUGAAGAUGAAAACCAAAACCAUUCUCUUGCCUUAAGCGAUAUUCCUAUUGUAGUUGUAAAAGAAGAGAAUAUUAAUUAUAUGACUGAGAACAAGUUUGAGCUGAAAAAAGAACUGCGAGUGCUUCUAAAUCGUCUUCCCAGGCAGCUGCGGCCCCGGAAGCCUGCCCCUCCACAACCGCCAAAACGAGAGCUCAGCGAUGACGAGCUCUCAAACGCCGAUUCAGACUAUGAGCCACAAGCAGUUGAGCCUUCCGAUUCGGAUUCAGACUCUGACUUUUCCUUCUCAAGCGAUAAAAGUGGCCGACACAAACGCAAGAAAUUGAGAAAAAAUGAAAAAACAGCCAGAGGAAGAGUUGUGCCACAAGCCGCACUCUUUCAACCUCAAGCAGCCAUUGUCCGACCAGCCAGCAACGCCAGCACAUCCAGUGGCUCCUGCGUCUCACAAGAGCGCAGAAGAGAAGAGAAGAGACUCGUAGUCACAGAGCAAGUGAAAAAAAAAGAUGACCAGCCACCACUGCUUGGAGACAUUUGUAUUGGAAUGAGUGUCUUGGCAAGAAGGAAACAAAUGAGAUGGGAGUGCGGAACAAUAUCUGAAAUAGUUGAAAAAGACGAUGGCACAAAGAAAUACAAGGUCAUUUUCGAGGACAAAGGGAAGGUAUUGGUAUCCGGACAUCACAUCGCCUAUGACGGAGUCCCAAAACUGUCGUCCCUGACUCCAUGCGUACGUGUGGUGGCCAAAUGUAAAACUGGAAACACGUUUUACUCUCCAGGGAUCUUGGCUGAGCUCCCAUCGAGGAAAAAUCACAUGAGGUUUCUCAUUUUUUUUGAUGACCACCAAUGUCUUUAUGUUGCCUUACCUGUUAUCCGCUUAGUCUACAAUCCAUUGCCCGAACCUCUGGACGACAUUCGGGACGAAGAGCAUAAAAAAUUCAUGAAAGAAUACGUAGAACGGAUGCCAUACCCUCCUCAGACUCAGUUCCGCGAGGGUCAGGUUAUUAAAGUGCGACACAACGGAGAACUCAAAUCCUGCACCGUGGUGCGGCUGGACAGCAGCCUCAUGGAGAUCGAGUAUGAUGACGAAGAUUAUAAAGAAUGGAUUUAUCGAGGCUCUAUGAAAUUAGAGCAUAUGAUCAUUGCAAGAGAAAAUUUAAGGCUGCAGCAGCUGCAGCAGCAGCAAUAA
This is a messenger RNA of Knipowitschia caucasica, 2016 nucleotides long. The record is from the annotation of a GenBank genome assembly. NCBI's taxonomy places the organism in Eukaryota, Metazoa, Chordata, Actinopteri, Gobiiformes, Gobiidae.